CUCAAAUAUUCAACACACACAUGCACACACACUCAAAAGAGGAACAGUCGGGUAGCGACUCAGAAAUCAUGUGACUGAUGACUAAGUUAAAUCUUUUCUGCUUAUUAAAAGGGAAGAGUCUGAUGAUUAGUUACUGAUUCUCCUUACAUUUUUAACAUUUUGGAGAUAUCGAAGCAUGUUUCCAUUUAUGCUGUUUUCCACCUUGUUUUCUUCCAUAUUUACUGAACCUAGGGAGAAAAUGUGGAUCUGCAAUUCCUCUGAUGCAAGUCUUUGGUACAACUACUGUGAUGACCUGAAAUUCCCUAUUUCAGUAAAGGUCGAGCCCUGUGUAACAAUUAAGGGAACCAAGGGGAAAUUGCAUCUUUACUACAUUGCACGAAGAGACAUACAAAAAUUAUACCUCAACCUCCAUAUAUCUAUUAAGUCCAUGACUUUACCAGUGCGCAAAGAAGUUAUUUGCCGAGAAUAUGGUGGUGAUUAUUCUUUUUGCGGAGCUCUGAAGGGAGAGACUGUGAAUACACUUUUUUUUUUUUUUUUUCAACGCGGGAUCCGAGCCGCGUCUGGACAAUACCAUUGUGUUGUAGAAGCCAUCUCUGGGAAUAGUGAAGAAAUGCUGUUUUGCCUGAACUUCACCAUCAUACAUUACUCCAGUUUAAAUUAGAAUAAAUCAAGUAUAUGUUUUUAUUUUUCAAA
Phacochoerus africanus (Common warthog) is the source of this 693-nucleotide messenger RNA. It is a transcript of the gene LY96, whose product is annotated as lymphocyte antigen 96. Bases 176 to 661 code for a protein of 161 amino acids. Lineage: Eukaryota; Metazoa; Chordata; Mammalia; Artiodactyla; Suidae. The record is from RefSeq and is a predicted model, not a curated record. Gene Ontology annotation, cellular component: lipopolysaccharide receptor complex. Gene Ontology annotation, biological process: toll-like receptor 4 signaling pathway; detection of lipopolysaccharide; cellular response to lipopolysaccharide. The transcript has 6 exons. Gene Ontology annotation, molecular function: Toll-like receptor 4 binding; lipopolysaccharide binding; lipopolysaccharide immune receptor activity.